AUGAUAAGGUUUCUAGCUAACAUUUUCGACUCCAUCUCCAGUUUUUUAACUCAAGUUUACAUUAAAAAAUUCUCUACAAUUGAAGAUUAUGAUAAACCACUGCGUUCAGGCAGUGUCAGUAAUCAACCUGAAACCACAAUUGAAGCAAAAGAUAAGAUGUUAACUGCAUCUACAGAAUCAGAUUAUGGUACUGACCUAUUCCCCAGUGAAAAUUCCCGGUAUGCGUCUUAUUAUAAGCCGAAAACUCCAUCUCCUGUUGUUAUUACCGAUGAUGAAGAUGAUCCAGAUAUUUCCUUUGAUUUAACUUUUUUAAAUCAACCCGAUUCACCUCCACCAAAACCAACUAGCGACUAUGAUAGGGUUGUAUCGAAUUUCUACUUCCCAGCAUCUCCAAUAUCAAAAUAUAACUACUCAUUCAUUGAUACUAUAGUUGAUGUAACUUCAACUUUAACUGCUAAUGAUUUUUUCAAGAUUGAUAAAAAAAAUUUUUUGAAUAAAAUUACUAAAGAACGUUUAUUGAAAACUUCAAAAUUGAAAAAAUUAUCUCAUGAUCAAUAUAAUCAAGUUUUAAAAUUAUGGAAUUCAAAUGAUAUUAAUAAAAAAGUUAAAUCUCGUUUUGCAAUUGAUAUUACUAUAAAAGAUUUGAAAACUUUAAAAGGUACUAAUUGGCUAAAUGAUAACAUUAUUGAUUUUUAUUUAAAUCUUAUCUCUCUACAAAAUUCAAAUAUCUUCUGUUGGACAACUCAUUUUUAUACUACUUUACUUAAAAGAGGUUAUUCGGGAGUGGCUAGAUGGUCUAAACGUAAAAAAAUAAAUGUCAAUUCAAAAAAUUUAAUCAUUAUUCCAAUCAAUAUCUUAAGUACUCAUUGGUCCUUAGCAAUAGUUGAUAAUAUCAAUCUUACAAUCACUUAUUAUGACUCUUUAAAUUCUUCUGGUAAUUUAAAUGCUUUAUUAUUAAUUAAAGACUAUAUGAUUCAAGAAGCAGUUAAAAAUAAUUCUCCUCUUAAUUAUCAUGAUUUUAAACUCAUACCUAAUUUUAAAACUCCUCAACAAGAAAAUGGUAGUGAUUGUGGUAAUGUGUUUUGA
Messenger RNA from Hyphopichia burtonii NRRL Y-1933, 1086 nucleotides. It is a transcript of the gene ULP2, whose product is annotated as SUMO protease. Gene Ontology annotation, molecular function: deSUMOylase activity. Gene Ontology annotation, cellular component: nucleus. The coding region runs from base 1 to 1086 and encodes 361 amino acids. Gene Ontology annotation, biological process: protein desumoylation. Lineage: Eukaryota; Fungi; Ascomycota; Pichiomycetes; Serinales; Debaryomycetaceae. The transcript has 2 exons. The record is from RefSeq and is a predicted model, not a curated record.